Sebastes umbrosus (honeycomb rockfish) is the source of this 1134-nucleotide messenger RNA. It is a transcript of the gene pcsk1nl, whose product is annotated as proprotein convertase subtilisin/kexin type 1 inhibitor, like. NCBI's taxonomy places the organism in Eukaryota, Metazoa, Chordata, Actinopteri, Perciformes, Sebastidae. The transcript is spliced from 6 exons. Gene Ontology annotation, biological process: negative regulation of endopeptidase activity. The coding region runs from base 38 to 1072 and encodes 344 amino acids. The record is from RefSeq and is a predicted model, not a curated record. Gene Ontology annotation, molecular function: endopeptidase inhibitor activity.
UUGUUGUGUGUGUCUGUGUGUGUGUUCAGUCAGUAGCAUGGCGUUCCUCAGCCUCCUGCUGCUCAGCACCGCUCUGAUCCACACCGCCCAGUCUCUACCUGCAGCUCGUGGCGGAGGGCGUGGCCUGGAUGUCUCAGUGGGCGGAGUCAGACGCCAGCGCAGAGACCUCCGUAACCUGCUGCCUUAUGAGGACCAGAUGUUGUCAUAUCCCGCCACUCAGGGUGUAGGCGGGGCCAAUAAUCUGUACUACCAACCAGGUGACUGGAGGGGCCGGGGCUUGGACCAGGCUCUGCAGCGAUUGGUGGAGAGGGACCAGAGGCGGGAGCAAGAAGAGGAGCAGCGAGCAGCCUACCUGGCCGCUCUGCUCCGCCUACUGAGCGAGGCAGAGAGCGCGGGAUUGGUCGAACCAGGUGACGUGGAGGUGGUGGAGGAAGAGGAAGAUGAGGAGGACGAUCAGGGGCCACCUGGGGACUUCCAGGGACCGGUCCCCGCAGACUACGAUGAGACGGGGCGGGGGAUGAACAUGGGGAGGCCCCCGGCGGCUUGGUGGGGCCUCCUGGAGCCCCGGCUGGCUCAGGCUCUGCUGGACAGGAUGGAGCCUCAGCUGGCUCAGACGCUGCUGGAGAGAGAGAGACAGGACAGACUUCAACAGGCUGGACUGAACCGAGGAGGAGACCAGGACACGCUGAGACGUAUGGUUGCUAGGUUACUGUCCACCAUCGGCCCCAACAACGCCCCGGUGAUCUCUGGUCGCCGUACGAGGAGGGACCUGUCCAUCGCAGCAGCUGAACCCAUUGGCUCCGCCCAAAGGAGAACCCGCCGUUCCCUUGACGACGUGGCUCCUCCAUCGCCUAGCAACGACCCCCCUCUGCUCAGAGUGAAGAGGCUGGAGGAGGAUGAGGACGAGGAGCUCCGCCCCCCCGCUAUCGGGCUGCAGAGGAUGAAACGCAUCGAUACCAUGGCAACCGCCGGCGUGGAAGAACUGAAUCAUGGGAGUCGUAGGCGCCGGAGGAGAGAGGCCCUGAACUACGACCCCCAAAUACUUAUUGAUCAGAUUCUGGAGUACAUGUAAGAGGAGAGGAGAAGAGUGGAGGAGAGAAGAGGAGGAGAAGAGAAGGAGAGGAGGAGAAGAGA